ACCUGCUGCCCGCUUCAAAAUACCACGACCUACUAACAUGCCGACUUGUUCGUGACUGUACCUCGGUUACCGCUCACCUGCCGUGGCUAAUACAUAGAGCUCCACUUUCUCAUUGCGCACUACCUGUCGCAGAGCACUCUCCGGGACGCGACGGCGCCGCUGCUGGCAGCACUGGAGGCAAUGCCGGCCAUGCUGCCCGAGCGGCAUGACUGGCAGGGAAAUUUACAUUCGCGCUCAUACAGCGAGCUUGCUCGCGAGCUCCCGCAUGUAAAAGGCACUGAGCUACUGCGUGUAAUGCAGGCAUUGACCGAUAGAGACACAGCUGAGCUGCAGACCGCCGGUGGGACGGUCCUAGGACGGACAACCCGCCGAUCACAAAAACCUAUGCCAAUCACGGCCCGGAUACGCGAGCGGCACACCAACCCGUCGCGGCAGCUGCACCAGUCACAGCGUCUCCCAGUCUCGAUAUUUGCCAGUGCGCGCAAGCUGGUGCGCUGCCAUGGACACAAGUUCCCGACAUUCUGCGUUAGCUUUGACCGCACGUCGCGGCGCAUGAUCACGGGGAGCGACGACUACCUGGUCAAAGUGUGGUGCACACGCACCGGCUACCUCAUCAACUCGCUGAAGGGACACCAGGACGUGGUUACCGAUAUCACCAUCAACACCGAAAACACCCUGGUCGCGUCGUCGUCGCAGGACGGCUCAGUGCGGAUCUGGAACUUAAAAUCCGGCGAGCCACGCGCUGUCCUGGUCGCUCACGCCACUGGCCGCAACAAGUCUGUCACCGCAGUGCGCUUUUCGCCGUCGCCAGUGCCACAGCUGCGUUUCCUGGCCACGUCCUGCGACGAUGGACUGUGCCGCCUCUAUCGCUGGAGUCGCGAGUCGCUCACGGUGGAUUCGACACCCAUCGAAAUUGAUGCCAGGCCAGACACACGUGACAGCAUCACGGCAUUCACAUUCAACCACACAGGUUCACGCUUCGCUGUGGCCACAAAGGGCGGAUACAUCAGCAUCUACUCGACCAUCGCAGGCGCCGUCAACGCCCAGCCUGGCCAGUCGUGGGGCGAGCCAAAGCUGAUCAAGCGGCUGGCAGCACACGAUGAUAGCAUCACGACGCUGGCGUUCAGCGGCGAUGGCGAGAUGCUGCUGUCAGGCGCAAACGACGGCACAGCCAAGGUGUGGAAAUGUGAUAGCGCCAUGUCGGCAUGGCACUCAGUCACAGCUGAUGUCAAAGAGCCCGUGCCACCGCCGGAGGAUAUCCUGCCACUGGCACUGACCAGUGCAUGGGCCGAGCCAACCGCGCCUAGGGCAGAACUAAACCAGCCGGCGCCACUGCCCACGGCACUGCCUGCUGAUGCCCAGCAGCCGCCAGCACAGACAAUGCUGGCUGAUGGCAUCAUGUCGGUAGCCGGGCUACCGUCCGCAGCAGCAGCCGCAGCAGCCUCUGAGCCCAGCAGUGCAGUGAUCGAACAAAACCGCUUUGCCUUGGCCGACCAGCUUGCAUCUGUCGGCAUCAGCAGCCCUGCUGAGCUGGUGGCGGACAGCGCAACAGCGGCAGCCCCGGCAGCCCCGGCAGCCCCUACAGACGCACCUGCCGGCGCUCCUGAAGCUGCUACCGACUCAACAACGCCAGCGCCGCUCACUGUAAAGCGCAUCGAGACGAACCAGGUCGCCUGGAUGUGCGACAGCUCGCAUGUCAUCAUCAGCAACAAUCUCGGCACUGUCUUUCUCUUUGAUCCACACACGGGGAAGACCGUCUGGAAAAAGCGCGCCCACAGCGUCGCCGACACGUUUGUUCUGAUCCCCCACCCCACCGACCCGCGGAUCGCCGUCUCGGGUGGCUACGACGGUCGUGCUAUCAUCUGGGACGUGAGCACCGGCAACAUCGUAAAUGAGCUAAAGGUCGGCGAGCAGCUCUUUGACGGCGCGUUCUCCGAGGACGGACUUACCUUUGCGCUGGCUAGUGAGAGCGGCGCGGCAACGCUGUUUGGCCUUGGUCCAACGUGGGCGUACGAUGAUGCAAACAAAAUGCCCGAGCAGACGUUUGCCAGCGACUACACGGGGAUUAUCAUGGACGAGAACCACUUUGUCGCUGACCAGCAGAUGCAGAUUGCUGCGCACCUGGUGCCUCACAGCGCGCUGAUGGACUUUGACGGCCGCGUGUAUCGCAAGCAAAAGGGACCCAAGUUUGGUAUGGGCAUCACCAUGGGCGUCGACAGCGAAAAAUUUGCCAGUGAAGACCGUGGCCGGCUGGCUGCACUGGCUGUCGAGCUCGAGCAUGCCUAUCUCGACGUGCAGGCUGCACAGGCGCCUGUGGCAGAGACCCGGCCGGCACGCCGUCGCCGUAGGCGCGGCCGUCCUGCACGCUCCGAGACAGUCGAGGAGGCCAUCCCGGAAGCAGACCUCCAGAUCAUUAUCCCCAUCGACGAUGACAGUGACGACGAAGAGUAUACAGCCGGAGAAGAUGAGGAGGAGGAGGACGAUGGCGUGCUGGCGUUGGAUGAUGACGACGACGCUGACGGUGAGAACGAAGGUGGUGCGGACCGCCGGACUGCCCUUGAACUGCUACGCAGCCGCCACAACACUGCCACAACGCGCAUUCAUCGCCGUGCAGGCCGCCGCACCAUUGACGAAGACGACUCGGACGACGACGAGGCAGAUGGCAACUCACGUGAGGAUCUGGCCGAUGCCGGAUCGGGCAGCGAAGGGGAGGACAGUGGGUCCUUGCGUCCACGCCGCAGUCGCCGCGCUGGGCGCUUGGUCAUUGAGCCCCCGUCUGAAGACUUUAUCAACAUGGACUCGUCCGACGAGGAGUUUGCGCUGGAGGAAGCACCUCCACGGGUCAGCACUCACCACCAACCACCGAGUACCCGUGGUCGCCGCCGUGGUCGCCCUCGCCGCCGUGGCCGCCCCCGCAACUCGGACCCGGUCGUCGCCCAUGCCGAUACCCGUCGGCAGAUGCGCAGCCGGCGGAUUGCUAGCGACUCUGAAGGCGACGAUGACGAUGACGACAUCGACAUGGAAGGCAUGGCGACUGACACCAGCGAACCCGCACCUCCAGCCUCAAAUGAAUCAACUCCAAGGCGCAGCACCCGCUUGCACACCAACGGUACGCGGCGCACUACUAUUGAGUAUUCGAGCGAGGCUCUAGAAGAUGACGUGUCGGACGGUCGGUCGAUUCCUCAGUCACGUGCAGACCGCCGCGCCGCUCAGCCACGGGUUCCAACGUCGAACAGCAACGGUGAAGGUAGCGACUCGGACUUUGACGACAUGGCACGGACGCGGGCAGGUCGGCGUCGCAGUGGCCGCAAGCCCCUGAUUCCCGAUGAGGAGCCGCACACAUCUGCACAGGCGUCCACGUCGCGAGACAGCCCGUAUGCCCCGACAGAGUGGAUCUUGGCCACGCACCCAAGCACUGUUCCGUACCGGCCACAGGUGGGCGACAUGAUUGCGUAUUUCCGCGAAGGGCACCUCGAUUUCUGGGCCAGCCCGAAUCGCUGCAAGCAGCUCAACGAGAAGCUCCUCCCAUAUGUCCAGUACCCAAAUCUCUCGGUGGCUGUGUUUGGCCGUGUCGUUGGCAUCACCUACGCUGUCGGCCCACCGACAUACUGCACGGUCAAAAUCCAGCUGUUCCGGUUCCAGACGCUGGAGGAGCUGAACACAGAGAACCCGAUGCAGCAUGAGCUCACUCGUCGCUACAUCCAAGUGCAGUACCAUGACUGCGAUGGCGUUCCCGACUUCAUCAUUCUGUACUCGCGCUACCGCGCGUCACUGCAGCGCACGCUGAGCCGUGGCGACUCUGUUGAUAUCUUGUUUGACGAGGACCAGAUGCACAGCGCUGAGAUUAUUGGGUUCAAGGAUAUCAAGCCGACAGCGCGGCACGCCAGCAUGACUCGCCAGAUCGCUCGCAACCCUUGGAAGAGCAUCACAGUGCGAUGGACCGAGGAUGAGGAGAGCGCGGUCGAAUCCAACACUGAGGGUGAUACGAAGACAGAGCAGGUGUCGCCGUGGGAGCUGGAUCAUGACCAGGGCGUAGACUCUGAGAUCCACGAGACCGAAAAGGCUGCGCUACUCGAAAUUGUCGAUGAGCUACGUUUGAACGACGAGUUUGGCUGGUUUAUCAGCGACGUCGACUAUGUCAACGACUACCCAGACUACCUGCAGAACGUCGCCUACCCUAUGUGUCUCGACACGGUUAGACAGCGCAUCGAGUCCGGUUUCUACCGCUACGCCUCCGCAGUCACCUUCGACAUGAUCCUGAUCAAGGAGAAUGCUGAGAUCUACAACAAACCCGGCACGCCUGUCCCGGUGGCUGCCAAACACCUGCUCGAUGCAUACAAGUCCGUGUUUAACCAGACAUUAGGCGACCAUACUGAGGAUGCGUCGGGCACUGAGCAGGUGUCACCGUCACGUCGGCUCCGCCGCCAGAGCUCGGCAACCAAUGGCCACACCAAGCUGCAGAGCCAGCCAAGGAAGAGGAAGACGCCAAUGAAUGGCGGGGUAACACGGAGGUCGUCGCGCAAUCGUCGGCGCAGACUAUCAAAUGAAUCGGAUGCGUCAGAUGGAUCAGACUAUAUGGCAGAGAAUAACAAUGGGGACGAAGAUGACGAUUUUGAUGCCCCCGAGGACGACGAAGACGAAGACGACGACGACGACGACGGACUGUAUGACUAAGCUUAUCCAAUACCUCAAAAUAUCUAUAUAUGUUGCAUAUUUUUGUAAUCUUCACAUCCCCUGGAUAUCAUGCAUAUAUGCCGGGCUGGCCAUGAUCAGUGUUGGUUGGCUCACAUUUUAUUUGCCAAAUGUGUUAUUCAGCCCGAGAACAUGCAUCAUACAACAAAUGUAUUCAUCUAUACGAGUACAUGCCGUAUAUACACCAAGCAUCGUUUUUUGCUAUACUCAUACAGCCUGCAAUUUGGAAACAUCACAUUUGUGUCUCUUCCAAACGCC
This is a messenger RNA of Linderina pennispora, 4950 nucleotides long. RefSeq lists its product as uncharacterized. Gene Ontology annotation, molecular function: protein binding. The coding region runs from base 181 to 4674 and encodes 1497 amino acids. The transcript is spliced from 2 exons. The record is from RefSeq and is a predicted model, not a curated record. Gene Ontology annotation, cellular component: nucleus. Lineage: Eukaryota; Fungi; Kickxellomycota; Kickxellomycetes; Kickxellales; Kickxellaceae. Gene Ontology annotation, biological process: regulation of transcription by RNA polymerase II; regulation of cell shape; cytoskeleton organization.